This is a messenger RNA of Penicillium canescens, 318 nucleotides long. RefSeq lists its product as uncharacterized. The record is from RefSeq and is a predicted model, not a curated record. NCBI's taxonomy places the organism in Eukaryota, Fungi, Ascomycota, Eurotiomycetes, Eurotiales, Aspergillaceae. The annotation marks the transcript as partial. The transcript is spliced from 3 exons.
AACGGUGCCAGCGCUGUUAAGAAUAAUGACUUAGCCACCUACUAUAAGUCAGAAUCCGAUAUAGAUAUCAUUGUACUCGCCUUCUUGAACUACGAGCCUCGGCAAUAUGACACCCUAGCCGCGGCUAUCCAGCAAUGUCAGUUAAAUAGGAUUAAGGUGAUAUUGUCCUUAGGUGGUGUAUAUCUAAUUAGCAAAUUACGCUCUAAUUUCGCAUCUAACUCCUCUAGUACUUAUUAUAUAACUGCUACACCGCAGUGUUUUAUCCUAGAUCCUAAUAUACAAGAGGUCGUCACCGCGGCCCAAUUUGACUACUUAUAG